AUGCGAGUAACUCCAGGCCAUCUCUUCUUCAUUGGGCUGAUAUUUCGCUACAACUCUGUCAUUGACAUGAAGCCAGUGCAGAGCCAGAAUGUUUUUAAGUGUGGCAUUCAUCCUGCGAAGGGAGGGGUCCCAUUUUUGCUGAAUUUGUGGAAUCGUAUUGUUGGGGGCAAGGAGUCGGAGCCUGGAGCACACCCUUGGCAGGUUUCUUUGAAACGACGUAAAACCCAUUACUGCGGAGGGACGAUUAUCAGUGAGAAGUGGGUGUUGACAGCGGCUCAUUGCAUCCGGGACAGGAACAUCUUGACUGUGUUGAAGGUGACAGCUGGGGAAUAUAACCUGAAGAACUUGGACAAAGAGGAGCAAACUCAAACGGUCAAACGCAUCAUCAUACAUCCCAAAUUCAAGGCUGCCUACCCAGUAGAGUAUGAUAUUGCUCUUCUGGAAAUCAAUGGCAUCUUCACUUUUGGUGAAAAUAUCUAUCCAGCAUGUCUUCCUAAUGAAGAUGACACUUUCGAUAUAGGAAAAAUUUGCACCACUGCUGGCUGGGGACGGCUGUCUGAGGGUGGAAGAUUACCAAACACUUUACAAGAGGUUGAGCUUCCCAUCCUUGAUUUCAAGACUUGCUUAAAGGUGAUGCAAUCAGUGAUAAAACAAUUCAAGGGGGAAACCCUCACGUGCGCUGGGUUCCCUGACGGAAGGAAGGAUGCAUGUCAGGGUGAUUCGGGAGGUCCUCUGAUGUGUCGGGGUGAAGGAGACGCCUGGACUGUGGUUGGAGUGACGUCAUGGGGGAUGGGCUGUGGCCGCAGUUGGAAGGACAACAACAGCAAAUCACCGAAUAAAAGAGGGACGCCUGGGAUCUUCACUAAAGUCAAAGCUUUGAAAUCAUGGAUUCAGCAAAUCAUGAACAAUGGUACAGGAACAGUUUAA
Carcharodon carcharias (great white shark) is the source of this 927-nucleotide messenger RNA. RefSeq names its product ovochymase-2-like. The transcript has 7 exons. The record is from RefSeq and is a predicted model, not a curated record. The coding region runs from base 1 to 927 and encodes 308 amino acids. Lineage: Eukaryota; Metazoa; Chordata; Chondrichthyes; Lamniformes; Lamnidae. Gene Ontology annotation, molecular function: serine-type endopeptidase activity. Gene Ontology annotation, biological process: proteolysis.